GCCUACCAGGCGUACCUCGUCAGAUCUCUUCUUUGGGGCCCAUCUUUUUUCCUCACUCCAACGGUGUUCCUUUUCUUUCAGACCAGUUCCUCAGUCCCUCAGACACCACAGUAACUUUUAGAGAGAGAAACAAAGCUUGAGAGUUUCGUUUAGUUUAGUUAGGCAUUGAAAAGAGUGAGUUGAACAGUUCCAGAGUCAGAGACCUCUCAGAUUUUUUUCUUUUCCUUCUCUUUUCGGCCAUUAAAAGAGGUUUGGCUUAACUUCAUUGUACUCAUUUUCAGAGAUUUGAGUUGCCCAAAUUUGAACUUUUUUGGGGCUAUCAUUCAUUUCGUGGAACUGGGUUGUUUGAUUUGAAGCCAAAAGAUGGAUUCUUUGCCACCAGGUUGUAGAUUUGAAUCCUGAGUGGCUCUCCAUAGCUUAUGUGAAUGCACUGGAUUUAAGUAAUUUAGGAAGUGGGAAAGUUUGUAGAUAUGGAUAUUGGAGAUGAUAGCUCCAGGUUCUGUUCCUUACCGGCUACAACUUCUAGGAAUAUGUCAACAUCAUCUUCAACAUUCUUUUCAGCAAAUCAGUCGCCCUUCUUCUCCCCGAGAUCACCAUCUUUUCAACUAUCUGAAUCAACAAGGUCUGAGGCUCCAUGUGACAGCAUUCUUUUAAGUACAGAUCCCCUUAGUUCCAGCUCUGGAAUUCCAGACCUUGAAUCUUUAGCAAAUGUCAGAUAUAAAUUGUCAACCAUGUCGCUUGCCCCAGCUGCUUCCGUAUCAGGUGAUUUUCAGAAGUUUGACCGUGUAUCUUCCUCAACGGGCAUUUCUAACAGCGUUCUAUCUAGUCACAGCCAUGCCCGUGGCUAUGAUUAUUCUGGGCAAAGAGAGAGGCAGAAAAAGCAUGCGAGAAAUUAUGGAGCCCCAUACACAUCAGGUCCAGUUUCACUGACCUCUAACAGGCUGAGGAGCUGUGACGUCUUCAUAGGUUUACAUGGCCGGAAACCUUCUUUGCUGAGGUUUGCUAAUUGGCUCCGAGUUGAGUUGGAAGUUCAGGGGAUGAGUUGUUUUGUAUCUGACAGAUCCCGAUGUAGGAAUUCCCGUAAACAUGGAAUUGUUGAGAGGGCCAUGGAUGUUUCUUCUUUUGGGAUUGUCAUCUUAACAAGGAAGUCGUUCAGAAAUCCAUACACCAUUGAGGAACUGCGAUUUUUCUCUAGCAAGAAGACCUUGGUCCCAAUAUUCUUUGACUUGAGUCCAGGUGAUUGCCUUGUCAGGGAUAUAGUUGAGAAGAGAGGAGAGUUGUGGGAAAAACAUGGUGGAGAGUUAUGGAUUUUGUAUGGAGGGUUGGAGAAGGAGUGGAAAGAAGCUGUUCAUAGCCUCUCUCGGGUCGAUGAAUGGAAAUUGGAAGCUCAGGAUGGUAACUGGAGAGAUUGUAUAUUAAGGGCUGUGACAUUAUUAGCAAUCAGAUUAGGGAGGAGAAGUGUUGUAGACCGAUUGAGCAAGUGGAGAGAGAAGGUGGAGAAAGAAGAGUUCCCAUUCCCUCGAAAUGAGAAUUUUGUUGGUAGGAAGAAGGAACUUUCUGAGCUGGAAUUCAUACUUUUUGGCGAUGUCAGUGGAGAUGCAGAAAGAGAUUAUUUUGAGCUCAAGGCUAGGCCUAGGCGAAAGAACUUGACAAUUGGGUGGGGUAGGAGCAGUUCGUUUGAUGAAAGGCGAAGGGAACGCAAAUUGGAGAUUGGCAGCAGAAAAGGAAAAGAACCAGUUGUCUGGAAGGAGACAGAAAAAGAGAUUGAGAUGCAAAGCACUGAGCUUCCUCAAAAAAAGCACCAAUCAAAGCCAAAAAGUGGUGCAAGAUAUGCAAGGAGAAAAAGAUCAACGAAGAUUUUGUAUGGGAAGGGGAUUGCUUGUGUGUCUGGGGACUCAGGAAUUGGCAAGACAGAGCUUCUUCUUGAAUUUGCUUACAGAUAUCACCAGAGGUACAAGAUGGUUUUGUGGGUAGGAGGGGAAAGUAGGUAUAUUAGACAAAAUUAUCUGAAUCUCUGGUCGUUCUUAGAAGUUGAUGUUGGGGUUGAAAAUUGCUUGGACAAAAACAGUAUCAAAAGCUUUGAAGAUCAGGAAGAGGCAGCCAUAGCUAGAGUACGCAGAGAACUCAUGAGAAACAUGCCCUUUUUGGUGGUGAUUGAUAACUUAGAAAGUGAAAAGGAUUGGUGGGAUCACAAACUUGUAAUGGAUCUUCUUCCCCGUUUUGGUGGAGAGACACACAUAAUAAUUUCCACACGCCUUCCUUCUGUGAUGAAUUUGGAGCCUUUGAAACUUUCAUACUUAUCUGGGGCUGAGGCAAUGUCGCUAAUGCAGGGUAGUGUAAAAGAAUACACAGAAAAUGAAGAAUUGGAUGCUUUACGAGCUAUUGAGGAGAAGGUGGGACGGUCAACGUUGGGACUUGCAAUUGUAGGUGCAAUAUUGUCCGAGCUGCCCAUUCUUCCAAGUAAGCUAUUGGAAACCACUAAUAGAAUGCCCUUAAAAGAGUUUUCAUGGAGUGGCAGGGAGGUUAAUUCGUUGAGGCGACACACUUUCCUUCUGCAACUCUUUGAGGUGUGUUUCUCAAUUUUUGAUCAUGCGGAUGGACCAAGGAGCUUGGCAACCAGAAUGGUCCAGGCAAGUACUUGGUUUGCACCAACCGCAAUUCCAGUUUCUUUAUUAGCCCUAGCUGCUCACAAGAUACCAGAAAAGCAUCAAGGGACCUGGUUGUGGAGAAAGUUACUGCGUUCUUUAACUUGUGGCUUCGCUACAUCAUACACCAAAAAAUCAGAAGCAGAAGCAACUUCCAUGUUGGUAAGGUUUAAUAUUGCUAGAAGCAGUACCAGGCAAGACCAUAUCCAUUUCCAUGAACUCAUCAAGCUAUAUGCUCGCAAGAGAGUAGUGACUGGAGUUGCACAAGCCAUGGUUCAAGCUGUCAUCACUCGUGGAUCAAUAUCUCAACACUCGGAACAUAUCUGGGCAGCCUGUUUCUUGACAUUUGGAUUUAGUCAUGACCCUAUAGUUGUUGAGCUUAAGGUGUCAGAUCUGUUAUACCUUGUCAAGGAAGUGGUUUUGCCUCUUGCAAUACGGACCUUCAUUACAUUCUCUCGUUGCAAUGCUGCUCUGGAGCUCCUGCGCCUCUGCACCAAUGCCCUGGAAGCAGCAGACCAAGCAUUUGUUACGCCCGUUGAGAAGUGGCUGGAUAAAUCACUUUGUUGGAGGCCGAUCCCGACUAAUGCUCAGUUGAAUCCUUACCUUUGGCAGGAGCUUGCGCUGUCGAGAGCCACAGUCCUAGAAACUAGGGCAAAGCUAAUGCUUAGAGGGGGACAGUUUGACAUAGCUGAUGAUCUAAUUAGGAAGGCUCUUUUUAUCAGAACUUCAAUCUGUGGUGAAGAUCACCAUGACACUGUAGCUGCUCGUGAAACUCUUAGCAAAAUCACCAGGCUUCUUGCAAAUGUUCAAAUUCAUACUUCACCAUAGAUUCCAUAAUUUUUCUUUUGUAAGCAGAUUUACUCUAGAGUUUAUACAAAAGUCUGAAUUAAAACAGAUGCAUACCCCAUUCAGAGAGAUUUUCUAUACCAAUUUUUAGUCUGAAAGAGAAUUCAUUCCUUUCCCAUAACAUCCUUUCUUUUUAUGUUUAUGUGAAUAACAUUUGUCUGCCUCAUCCUUUCUUGGUGUUCUUAAAGCUAAGUUCUUUUACGUUGAUCAUGUGAUAGUUGUUUUGGGUUUUAGAUAUAUCUUUGUUUUGGAUAGAAUUAUGUAUAUACUCUGAAUUACCUAUGGGGUUUCUGUGAUUUUUUUGCCAAAAUGUUUUGGAUUGAUUUA
Messenger RNA from Prunus dulcis (almond), 3818 nucleotides. RefSeq lists its product as uncharacterized. Gene Ontology annotation, biological process: signal transduction; recombinational repair. Bases 471 to 3473 code for a protein of 1000 amino acids. The transcript has 3 exons. The record is from RefSeq and is a predicted model, not a curated record. Gene Ontology annotation, molecular function: ADP binding. Lineage: Eukaryota; Viridiplantae; Streptophyta; Magnoliopsida; Rosales; Rosaceae.